AUGUUUCAUGAAGUUUUUAUCCCGUAUGGAAAGUUUUCCCCGCUAGAUCUAUAUGUCCAGUUGGCGGCGCUCGCCGCCGCACACGGCGCCGGGGGCCAGCUGGUGCCGCUCCUGUCCCUGCGCCUUGGCACGUGGCGCGCGCUGCUGGUGCCGUCGCACGCCGCGGCGGAGGAGUGCUUCACGGCGCACGAUGCCGCGCUGGUGGGCAGGCCGCGGCUGCUGGCCGGGGACAGGCUCGGGAACGGGUACACCGUGGUCAGCUGGGCGUCCCACGGCGACCACUGGCGCGCCGUCCGCCGGUUCCUCGCCGUGGAGCUCUUCUCGGCGUCCCGCCUCGCCGCGCGCGCGGCCGACCGACGCGCCGAGGUCGCCGCGCUCGUCGAGAGCCUGCUGCUCCGUGACGCCGCCGCCGCUGGACCAGACGCGUCCCGCGCCGCGGUGACGCUCCGGCCCAGGCUCUUCGAGCUGGUGCUCAACGUGAUGCUGCGCUCUCUCACCGGCGCUCCUGGGCACGGCGACGACGUGCGCAGGAUCGAGUGGAUCAUCGAGGAGACCUUCGCGGUGAGCGGCGCCCCCAGCGUCGGGGACUUCUACCCGUCGCUGCGGUGGAUCGACUGUCUGCGCGGCGUCGAUGCGGCUCUGAUCCGUCUCCAGGCGAGACGCGACGCGCUCGUCGCCGGCCUCGUGCGCGACAAACGCCAAAAUCGCAGAGCCGGUGGCCGGCACACGGAGAAGAACGGCGCCAUUGACGAACUCCUGUCGCUGCAAGAAAUUGAUCCCGAGUACUACACUGAAACUGUCAUCAAAGGCAUUGUCUUGGUGAGUAAUCUCUCCUGUGAAUCAGUCUUUGUGGCACCACCAUGUGCCAACACGGACACAUCGGCACUGACCACUGAGUGGGCAAUGGCGCUGCUGCUGACGCAUCCAGAAGCAAUGCAGAAAGUGACAGCUGAACUGCACACCAACGUCGGCACAUCCCGGCUGGUGGAGGAGUCCGACAUCACGAACCUCCCAUAUCUGCAAUGUGUGGUCAAGGAGACCCUCCGGCUCUGUCCUGUCGGCCCAGUCAUCCCAGCGCACGAGGCCAUGGAGGACUGCACCGUUGGUGGGUUUCAUGUCCGGCGCGGCACCAUGAUCCUCGUGAACGCUUGGGCGAUCCAUCGGGACCCCAAGUUAUGGGAGGCGCCGGAAGAGUUCAGGCCGGAGCGGUUCAUGGACGCUGGCAUGGUGACCACGGUCACCGCCCCCUUGCUGCCAUUUGGGCUUGGACGGAGACGCUGCCCAGGGGAGGGGCUGGCAAUGCGUCUUGUUAGCUUGACACUGGCGGCGCUCGUCCAAUGCUUUGAGUGGGAUGUCGGUGAAUGUGGUGCUCCUGACAUGGCUGAAGGAGUUGGCCUGUCUAUGCCUAUGGCCAAGCCGUUGGCAGCAAUCUGUCGGCCCUGGGAGUUUGUCAAUAACAUGCUAUCUGGAUCAACAUGA
This is a messenger RNA of Miscanthus lutarioriparius, 1479 nucleotides long. NCBI's taxonomy places the organism in Eukaryota, Viridiplantae, Streptophyta, Magnoliopsida, Poales, Poaceae. The record is from the annotation of a GenBank genome assembly.